Molecule: messenger RNA, 1068 nt
Organism: Cryptococcus wingfieldii CBS 7118
Lineage: Eukaryota; Fungi; Basidiomycota; Tremellomycetes; Tremellales; Cryptococcaceae
Exons: 2
Coding region: 1-1068 (355 amino acids)
Source: RefSeq, a predicted model, not a curated record
AUGGACAGAACGGGCAUCCGAAGUCACCCCCCGCUCCCCAACGAUGCCAUCCUCGUCAUACUAGAGCACAUCGCGCUCGACACCACCGCCAGCCUCUCCCAUCUCGCUAAUCUGUCCCUCGUCUCUCGCUCCUUCCACCAAACAGCCACUCCCCUCCUCUACAGAAACCCGACCCUCUCCAAGCGAAACUGCUUCAAGUUCUUCCGCAGCAUAUUCUCUCUAGACGAGAUAGAUCGAGCGUAUAAAGAAAAGUGGUGGGAAGGAUGGCUCGGAGACAAAGAGUCAACCGCCGCGAGACGACUCGCCAUGCUGAGAUACGUGCAGAAUAUACAUCUUGCGGAUCUUGAGGCUGUGAUCAUGUGCGGUACACCUCUGGGUAUUCUGCGUCUCCACCGGCUCCAAGCCAAAUCAAAGAAAUUGCCCAUGCCACCCACGGACGACUCUUCCGCCAACCGUCUUUUCCACAGCCGCGCGCCCACCAACAUCCAUCUCUCUUCCGACCUCCUGACCUCCUUGUCUCGAACAGAGCUCUCUGAGGUCGAUAGGGACUGCUUUCUAAAGAUAAUCAAUAUGCUGCGAGGUUCUUCUGGUAUACUGUCGGUCCAGCAGCCAAAAAGACGACCCCUUGGUGUGGCGGCGGCGAUCCGAAAUUAUCUCGAACCACUCUGCCGGCUAGUGGAGCCGCAAAUGUUGGUGCUCAAUGAUGUUCAAGGGGCCGAUCUUUCUGCAGCUCUCUCUGUCUCUCAGAGAGGUGUCGCUAUUCGCUUCAGGGAUAGUAGGGAUAGGCGGUCAAUCGGGCAGUGUUCGGAAAUCGUUGCGUUCUUGUCCCGACAUAGUACACUGACUCGCGAGCCCCUAUACUGCCUGGUUUACAAUUUCUCGGAUGAUGGUAGCUUCAAGCGCCCGGAAGAGGCUGAACGCUGGAUUCUAAGGGUUGUUUGGACGCCCCCUCGGCCGUUCGACGACGAGAGAGGCGUGAGGUUGAAGAUCGUCAUGGAGGGCGCCCAGUCAAACAUUCCGGUGGAGAGGAUGGGGGAUAAACUGAAGAAGUUCAUGGAGAGCGUUUGA